GCUACUGUCCCGGACAGACCCUUCUGUUGGGGUCACCGGGACGUUAAGACCGCCUUCUGGACACUACCUGACCAUGUUGUCCCGGGUGGUGCUGUCUGCUGCUGCCGCAGCGGCCCCCUCUCUGAAGAACGCCGCCCUCCUAGGUCCAGGGGUAUUGCAAGCAACAAGGAUCUUUCACACAGGGCAGCCAAGUCUUGCUCCUGUACCACCUCUUCCUGAAUAUGGAGGGAAAGUUCGUUUGGGGCUGAUCCCUGAGGAGUUCUUCCAGUUUCUUUAUCCUAAAACUGGUGUCACAGGACCCUACAUGCUUGGAACUGGGCUUAUCUUAUAUUUUCUAUCCAAAGAAAUAUAUGUGAUUACCCCAGAAACCAUCACUACUGUAUCAACAGUAGGGUUGCUUGUAUAUGCAAUUAAAAAAUAUGGUGCCUCUGUUGCACAAUUUGCUGAUAAACUCAAUGAGCAAAAAAUUGCUCGACUAGAAGAGGUGAAGCAGGCUUCCAUGAAAUACAUCCAAGAUGCAAUUGAUUUUGAGAAGGCACAGCAAGCACUGGUUCAGAAACGCCAUUACCUUUUUGAUGUUCAGAGGAAUAAUAUCGCUAUGGCCUUGGAGGUUACUUACCGGGAACGGCUGCACAGAGUAUACAAGGAAGUGAAGAAUCGCCUGGACUAUCACAUCUCAGUGCAGAAUAUGAUGCGUCGAAAGGAACAAGAGCAUAUGAUAAACUGGGUGGAGAAGAACGUGGUGCAGAGCAUCUCUACACAGCAGGAGAAGGAGACAAUUGCCAAGUGCAUUCAAGAUCUAAAGCUGCUUGCAAAGAAGGCUCAAGCACAGCCAGUUAUGUAAA
Orycteropus afer afer is the source of this 845-nucleotide messenger RNA. RefSeq names its product ATP synthase peripheral stalk-membrane subunit b (gene ATP5PB). Gene Ontology annotation, biological process: proton motive force-driven ATP synthesis. Gene Ontology annotation, molecular function: proton transmembrane transporter activity. The record is from RefSeq and is a predicted model, not a curated record. Lineage: Eukaryota; Metazoa; Chordata; Mammalia; Tubulidentata; Orycteropodidae.